GGAUCACACCCUUGUGAUUCAAGACAUGUAAAGUUCUAGAUGACAUUAUUAUUCCCUUAAUCCCUUUGGUAUAUCAUUACUCAAAUUUCCAAACAAGGAAAUAUUGGAAUCCAUAGGCAAGAUAGCAUGUCCAAUCUUAUAGAUCAAAAGUGAUAUUUUGGAGAAUACAAAGAAAAUGACACAAUAUAAAGCAUCAAUCCUAGUACUAGAUUUGAAACAGAAAAUGGGGUCAUGGACAGCAAAGCAGAACAAGAAGUUCGAAGAGGCACUGGCGAUAUACGACAGGGAGACGAGGGACAGAUGGGAGCAGAUAGCGAGGUUCGUCGGAGGAAAGUCGGUGGAGGAAGUGAAGAGGCAUUACGAGGUGCUUGAGAAGGAUGUGAUGGCCAUUGAGAAUGGGAGGGUGGCUAUGCCAAAGUACAAAACUACCCCUGAAUCCUGCACCACCAAGCACCACAAAAACAUUGAAAUGGGAGGUGGUGGUGAAAUCGUGAUAAACACUCUUGCCUUGGCAGCCCUCUUCGGCAUCCUCGGUAAUGGUGUGUCAUUUUUGGUAUUCCUAUCAUCAAUGCCAAUGUUCUGGACAAUCCACAAAAGGAAAUCAUCAGAGGGGUUCACAGCCAUACCAUACUUGGUGGCACUUUUCAGUGCAUCAUUGCUGCUGUAUUAUGGGUCUCUCAAGACCGAUGCACUUCUUAUUGUCACCAUCAAUGCAUUUGGAGUUGCCAUUGAGCUCUUUUACAUCAUGGUUUUCUUAUUUUAUGCUACCAAUAAGGACAGGUGGUUCACAAUAGGGAUUCUAGUAGUCCUGAAUGUGGUAAUAUUUGGGGCGUUCGUAAGUCUAACUUGGCUUUUCACCGAAGGCGAGAAAAGGGUUAAGAUUGUGGGAUGGGCUUGUGCUUCUGUCAACGUUGCCGUCUUUGCCGCUCCUUUGGCCGUCAUGAGACAAGUGAUAAGAACAAGGAGUGUACAGUUCAUGCCGCUGGGUCUAUCGGUGUCCCUCACACUCUGCGCCACCACUUGGUUUUUCUAUGGGCUCUGCGUAGCCGAUUAUUACAUUGCGUUGCCGAACGUGGGAGGGUUCUUGUUGGGAGUGGCACAGUUGGUUUUGUAUUGGAUUUACAAAGACUCCAAAAACGACGGAGAAGACGACAUUGAAGCAAAAGGCGGCUACAUCGGAGACGCCCAUACUGCAGAGAUGGAAAUGAUCGGCCGGUCUCCUCGUGGCGGCGGCGGCGGCGGCGGUAACGCCCACAACAAUUGAUUCAUGCAUAUGUUCCAAUGUCUUUUUCUUUUAACUUACAACAACAACAAUCGAGUAAAAGAUAUAUAUAUCCCAUCAAAAUAUUCAUAAUGCCCUAAUAUAAUUAGCUUGCGCGUACAGAUGCUUUAAUGAAUUAGUUAGGGAUAA
This is a messenger RNA of Cuscuta campestris, 1411 nucleotides long. The record is from the annotation of a GenBank genome assembly. Lineage: Eukaryota; Viridiplantae; Streptophyta; Magnoliopsida; Solanales; Convolvulaceae.